Molecule: messenger RNA, 591 nt
Organism: Oikopleura dioica
Lineage: Eukaryota; Metazoa; Chordata; Appendicularia; Copelata; Oikopleuridae
Source: the annotation of a GenBank genome assembly
AUGAGAGAUUUCUACAUAAUCGAAGAUUACUUAAAAAUUGUUAAAGGAGAGAUAAAGAAGAUAGAUACAGUCGGAGUUUUGAAGACGAUCAAUUUUGUGGUCAAAUUUGCGAGUUUUUUGUUCGGAGUCAUGUUUAUUUAUGCUGGCUUCAGUGAGAUGAUCAUUUUCAGCCACGAAUAUUUGGACUUGAUUUUCUUCACGACGCCGAUUUUGUGGAUUGUUUCGGGAUUUCUGCUGCUCAUUUCGUUCGGCAUUGGAGUGCUCGGCAUGGCGCGGGAAAACGUCGUCGCAAUUUUCGCCGAAGGAGUCGUUCUUCUAUUCGCUGGAGUGGUGCAAUCCGUCACCAGGAACAUCUUGAUCAAAAGCGCGCCGGAGACAAAAGAAGACAUCGCAGAUCUUCACAAAAUUUUCAGGAAGAUCAUGGCGACCUACGAGCCGCAUUCGAAGAUUCAUACUUUUGACAUUCUUCAAAACGAGCUGAGCUGCUGCGGCGUGGUGGAUCAUCAGGAUUGGACUUGGGAGCGCGUCCCAGCUGAGCUUCGCCAAAAGGAUACUUCGCGAAUCCAAUUUACCCCGACUCGUGUUGCCUGA